UAUAAUUUCGUCAAAUUCGUAAAUAAGUGUGCUUAAUUAUUUGCAUUAUUUUCACCAAACAGCAACACAGAGCUUUUGUAAAAGCUGCACAAACGAAAGCUACGUUCAAGCCGUUCCACGCGUGCUUAUUUGUUAAAAACACCUGCGAUAAAUCCAAAUAUACAUACUAAAAUAAAGAACUCACGCCUGCGUUUAAUCAAUUUCACAACCGACGCAGACAGUACCCGACCCUCACACACGCAGCAAACGUAGUUGAAAGGCGGGAGCAGUCUUCAAGGCCAAGGAAGUGUAAAGCGAAGCUCCAAUUGCAAUUAAACAUGAAAUUUGUGGUAACACAAAGCGACGAUCAGCAUUUUUGUAUAAAAGCUACGCAGCAACAGUGCAUACAUAUACAGAAAUCAAUAAACUCUGAAAAAGAACACGUGCAAGUGCCGCCAAUAGUUCUUAUUGCCGCCAAACCUCUGUGUAGACUUCUUUGUACAGAUUCUUGCGCUCUCUUCCAGACGCAUAAAAAGAACACUCUAUAGUGCUUGUGAUUCAGUGUGUUUUUGUGUGGGCGUGUAUGAGCGAAGGCCUAGACAAAAUACGUGCAUACAGCAAUUAAGGCAUAAUCAACACCAACAACAUCCAGAGCAACAAAAACAAAUAAAAAUAUGCCGCGUCGUAAUAAGAAAGCAUCGGGCAAAGGCCGUGGAAACGAAUCGAAUUCGGAGGACGAGUCGUUUGACAAUGUUAGUGUCUAUUCGCAUGUUUCGGAGCCUGCCUCCUCGGAAGCCGCCGAUGAACUAGCCAACGAGCGCUAUGAAGAAAAGUUUGAGAAGGCCUUGGAGCAGGCCACCGAAAAGUCCGCUCAGACGCGUGUGCAAGCUCUUCAAUCCAUUUGUGAGCUGCUCAGCCAUCGCUAUAUGCCCGACUUUGUGGAGGAUCGUAAGAUGACUUUAAUGGACUUUGUGGAGAAGAGCAUCCGUCGUGGCAAGGGACAAGAGCAAAUGUGGGGCGCACGUUUGGCACCGUUGCUGGUGCUGCAACUUGGCGGAGAGGAGGGCAUGUCCAAGGCUAUGAAUCAAUUUUUGUUGACAACCGUGCAGGAUAAAUCUGUGGGCCUCGACGCACGCGCCAAGUGCUGCACAGCCUUGGGUCUCUUGAGCUUCUUAGACUGCGAGGAUAUUGGUGAACUGGUGCAGUUGAUGCAGUCCUUCGAAUCUGUGUUCUCUGCAAGCUAUUUGCGUGGCGACGAUAAGACACCGGUGUCUGUAACUCCAGAGGCAGGAACUCUGCAUGCUGAAGCCUUGUCUGCCUGGGGCUUGUUGCUCACAUUGAUACCCCCGGGCGACUUUGUUUCGUUAAUGACCACUGGACAGCAUAAAUUUCCUUCUAUUAGAAAAUUCUUGGGUCUCUUGCAAUCCCCACACUUAGAUGUUCGCAUGGCUGCUGGCGAAACUAUUGCUUUGAUCUUAGAGUCUGGUCGUUCACAUGAUGGAAAUUUCCUGGAGGAGCAUAUUGCUGAGCUCUGCGAUGCUGUCAAGCAGUUGGCUACGGAUUCGCACAAAUAUCGUGCCAAACGCGACCGUAAGGCCCAACGCGCCACUUUCCGUGAUGUACUACGCUAUCUAGAGGAGGAUAUUUCGCCGGAAAUAAAUAUACGAUUUGGAAACGACUCUUUGACUUUGGAUUCAUGGUCCAUACAUCAUCAAUAUUCAUCUUUGUGCACUGUUAUGGGCCCUGGCAUGACUUCGCAACUGCAGGAGAAUGAGUUUAUUCGCGAUAUCUUUGAACUGGGACCACGUCCCACCAACACAGGCAUUAAUGGAAAUGCCAAGAGCAAGCCAACCAAACUGGAACGCCAUCUGGUAAACGCCGCCAAUUUUAAAGUACGCUCCAUUACACGUGGCAAGAACCGUGACAAGCGCUCCGCAGUUCUCAAUUAAAUGGAACUUAACUCCGCAUUAGUUAAAUUGUUUUAGGCCAGCUUUGCGUAUAAAAAAGCAGCUGCAAUUAAGUAAACUCUUUCGGUACAUACAUAUAUUUCGUAAACAAAAUUUGAAUAGUUUAUACCAAUUAAACAAGCAAAAUAUCUAUCAAAUUAUCUAGCGUGUAUAGCACUAUACAUAUAUGUAUAUGAAUGUCACUAACUCGAUUAGCUAGUAAUGUGAUUUCAAUGAAUUUUUUGUUAGGCUGCAAUAAUUGCAAGUCACCUGGAACGACUGUACGGAAAACAAAAUUUUGUUUAUAUAUAAAUAUAUUUCUCUAUUUAAGCUAAGUUGUUGAUCUUAUAUUUGAAAAAAAAAACGAAAACAAACCUAAAAA
Molecule: messenger RNA, 2307 nt
Organism: Drosophila busckii
Lineage: Eukaryota; Metazoa; Arthropoda; Insecta; Diptera; Drosophilidae
Gene: Ifrd1
Product: interferon-related developmental regulator 1
Exons: 5
Coding region: 654-1928 (424 amino acids)
Source: RefSeq, a predicted model, not a curated record